UCCUCAACCAAACUCAUACCUCACACAUCUCGUCUGAUGGCACAUUUUUACCACGUCACAACUCAGCGUCCUACUGCCGUGAUAAAAACAUGCACAGGUCACUUUACUGGCCCUUCUGAUCUCAACCUUGUGGUAUUCAAGAAUACAUUCUUUGAGGUGUAUGAGGUUGUAGCUGAGGGCUUGAGGCUUAUUCGCGAUGUCCCGGUUAAUGCACGGAUAGUUGCUGGUUGUUUGUUCCGACGCAAAGAUCACGAAACGGACUCCCUGUUUAUUCUUACGCAUCAAGCUGGUGUUGCUUUGAUAGACUGCUCUCGUACAAUUGAAAACGUCGAGUUUAUUACAGUGGCUUCUGGGAGUGUUGAGGAUCGCACAGCGCGCUUAAUCGAUCAAGGGUUUGACGUUUUGGUUGAUCCCGACUCAACUUACAUUGUCGCUCGCCUUUACCAUGGGCUUCUUAAAGUUAUGCUUCUUAGUUGUAUUGGCGACAAAAUUGGAUCCGAUUUGAUGGACACCAGCCAGUGGGCAGUCAACAUUUACAAUGUCAGAAUCGAGGAGGGGAAUAUUAUCGACUUGACUUUCUUGCACGGUUACAAGCUUCCAACGUUCGCCAUGAUUUAUGAAGAUGACCUGACACUUCACUUGAAAACUUACGAAGUAUCUGGUCGGGAACCGUCACUUCACAACGUCCAACUCUCAUUGGACUCAAUCGAGCCAACCACCAAAAUAUUGAUACCUGUGCCUAAACCUUACGGAGGCGUUAUCCUCGUUGGGGACAAGGUGAUUUAUUAUCACACAAAAGAUGGACCACACAUAUCCCAAUACAUCCCUCAAGCAAAAGCUUGUCAGGUUAUCUGUUACGAGGCAGUUGACGUGCAGCGAUAUCUCUUGGGCGACAUAGCGGGGAGACUAUACAUGGUACACCUCCUAGCCGAUGAGUCUUCCGGCAACGGUUCCAAUGGCAGCACUGCCCCUCGUAUUGCUUCCAUUAGGAUCGAGCUGUUGGGCGAAACCACCAUUCCGGAAUCUAUAUCUUAUCUGGACAACGGCGUGGUCUUCAUCGGUUCCACACUGGGUGAUUCACAACUAAUUCGUUUGAAUCCUGAUCCGGAUCCUGAGCGCAACAGCUACAUUACUGUGUUGGAAAGUUACACCAAUAUCGGGCCCACGGUGGACAUGGUUCUGCUUGAGACCAAGGGUCAGAAUCAACUGAUCACUUGUUCCGGUGCUUUCAAAGAAGGCACGCUGCGUAUCAUUCGCAACGGAAUCGGUAUUCAUGAACACGCCACCAUAGAUCAGGAUUUUAUCAAAGGCACUUGGUGCUUCUCAUUGGAAUCUGCUGAGUUUGACGAUGCAAUCGUCGUCUCAAUGAUGGGACAGACUCAGCUUCUCCGAUUGACGGGCGAUGAUAUAUCGGCUCUACAAUUGGCCGGAUUCAAAAACGACGAGCAAACGGUGUACUGUACGACAUUGUGCCCCGUCACCGAUGGUCUGUCGAAUCCCAACCAGAAGGAUACACAACACUGCAUUUUGGCACAGGCCACCACUUCCGUCAUUCGGUUGGUGGGCAUUCAAAACUUGAACGGCAAAGGGUGUCUGGCAGAAUGGCGACCUCCAACUGGCCGUGGCAUUUCUUGCUUAAAUUCUUUUGGUGCUCUCAUUAUUGUCGCCAGUGGAGCCGAGCUGUACGCACUUCAAAUCACGGGUCCUCCCGACCAACCUGUGUUUCAACAGCUUGCACAUCGGUCAAUGUCUCAAGAAGUCGCUUGCAUCGAUCUGUCACCAUUUGAUCAUGCGAGGGCUGCAUCUACCUACGGGCAGACUCCGGCUGCUCCCUCAGGGGACACACCGGUCGACUACUCCGUCCCGCAUAUGGUUGCAGUAGGCCUAUGGCUCGGUCACGGUCUUUUCAUCCUUAGUCUGCCCAAGUUGGACGUGAUCCACGAGGAGCCGCUCCCAGAAACAGCCGUGUCCACCGGUUCCGCUCUUUUACCGCGAUCCCUUCUCAUGGCUCAGUUAGAGGACACUGCUUACUUGUUCGUGGCCACUGGGGACGGGACUCUAUACUUUUAUACAAUGAUCCCCGCUGCAGCAUCCGUGUCUGUCACAGAACGAAAGUUCCGAGAGCUCGAAGUCUCCUCCUUGCUUAUCUUCAAUCAGUCCACCCUGGAGCUGAUGUUUGCUCAUUCCUUCCACUACAGUCAAACUUUGAUCGAGAUCGCCAUCAGUAUCACCUCGAUCAAGCCGGCGGAAGGCUGCUCCAAAGGUGCUUACUACGCAGUCGGUACUGCGUUCCUAGUGGAGGAUGAAGUUGAGCCGUCCAAAGGCCGCAUCCAUGUGUUCCAUUGGGAUCCGGAUGCCGCCAGACUAGACACCGUCAUGGUGUACGAUGUGAACGGAGCUGUCUACCGUCUGGUUGAUUUUAAUGGUCGGCUGCUUGCAGCCAUCAAUAGUUCCGUGCGGCUGUUCGAUAUCAAAGGGGACUCAUUGCGGCUAUCGUGCGCGUUUAACGAAAACAUCCUGGUGCUAUUUCUACGACACAAAGGCGAUUUCGUGUUGGCUGGCGACCUAAUGCGGUCACUGACACUGCUUCUUUUCCGACCCAAUGUGAACAAUUUUGAAGCGAUCGGCCGCCAUCGCAAUCCUCGUUGGACAACCUGCGUCGAGAUACUGGAUGAUGAGCACUUUCUGGCCGCUGAGGUUGAAAACAAUAUCUUCGUUGUUUCUCGUGACGCCCCGGAAAAUACUCAGGAACCGAGCGUACGCGCUGUUUUAGCCCCUACUCCCCCAAGCUCAGUGCUGUCUCCAGUAACUUCAUCUGCCUUGCAAUCCCCUGCAGCCUUAUCCGCACCUGUACCUUCUGUAGGAUCAUCCGCACCGGCACCUUCUCCAGGUUCCGUGCCGACAGGUUCCACAGGAUCAUUCGCACCAGCCUAUCCCACAGGAUCGUCCGGUCAUUCCCAUUCCAUAGAUUCAUCCUUGCUGCUCUCCCCUGCCAGCUCGACCGUUUUUCCAUCUCCCAUUCUCAUCAGGCAGCCUGAUCUUGAGCCCCCUGAACGCCCGCCGGGAGCUAGAAGACUUCCUCGUUUCCAUACCCUGAGCGGCUCAUCCACGUCACAGCCCCCCUCCUCCAGCUCGUCCGGAGAGACGGCGCAGCUUCUAGCCGCUGCAGCUCAGCUGCCCCCGGACAAUCGGUACCCGACUAGCGAGUCAAACGGAACUGCCGUUACUGGGGAUGCCCAACGCUUGGUGGAUUGCGCUUACUUUCACACUGGCGACUUUAUCAACGUGAUCGUCAAGGGCAAUCUAGUGAUGCAGAGUAACGAUGAACGCUGGCCUGCGAUCGGUGGUCCAGCUCACUUGUAUGGAGGUGUGAGUGGCUGUCUGGGCCUUAUCAUUCAAAUAUCGCCGAUUUUGUUCGCGUUCUUGAAAGAAAUCGAGUCCAGAUUAAACAAGUUGAUCAGUCCGGUUGGUGGCUUCGCACACGACACAUGGCGGGCGUUCAGAGCCGAUCGAGUGUCUCGUAUGGCGCACAACUUUGUCGAUGGUGAUUUGAUAGAGACUCUGUUGGAUUUGAGCAAUGAGGACAAGGCGAAAUUGGUUCGAAACCUCCGUUUUCCGAUCUCCAUGAAUGAGUUCGGCGUGGCCGGUUCGUCAUGUGUUUCCGAUCCCGAAACUCGUGAGUGCACUGUGGCCGAUUUGGUCAAGGUCGUCGAGGAAUUGGCCCGCUUGCAUUGA
Messenger RNA from Dicrocoelium dendriticum, 3735 nucleotides. Lineage: Eukaryota; Metazoa; Platyhelminthes; Trematoda; Plagiorchiida; Dicrocoeliidae. The record is from the annotation of a GenBank genome assembly.